GUUACAAGCUGUUUUUCCUCUUAUGAACUUGAAUUUUUGAAAGUAAGUUGUAAAUUAAAUAGGACUUCGAACAAUAACAUUUUACUGGCAUAUGUGUACCAACUAGCAAAAUGGCGACUUCCAUUGGGAAUGCAGCUGUUUACCACCGUUCAUGAGGUUACGGUCUCAACACAGUGUGCUGUCUGUGUUUUGCUCACGUGAUUUGUAAAAUAAACUGCUAAAAUCUAAAGUUGUGGUGAGGUAAAAAAAAGUCCUGUCCACCAUGGUCAAAGAGCAGUUUCGGGAGACUGAUCUUGCCAAGAAGAUCAGUCAUGUGACUUUUGGUUCUAUGAGCCCUGAAGAGAUGCAGAGGGCUAGUCAUCUGCAUGUAGUGAAUAAAACUCUCUACAGUCAAGAUGCAAAGAACAAGCCUUGUCCCAAUGGGGUGCUGGAUCACCGUAUGGGCACGAGCGAGAAAGACAACAAUUGUGACACGUGCGGCAAGGUGCUGGCUGAAUGCACGGGACACUUUGGCUAUAUUGACCUGGAGCUUCCAGUUUACCAUGUGGGGCAUUUCCGCACCACUGUCACACUUCUACAGAUGAUCUGCAAGUCGUGCAGCGCCAUUUUGUUGUCAGACCAGCAGAAAGAAAACUACCAUCGAAGUUUGAAAAGACCAAAUUUGUCUUAUCUACAGAAGAAGUCUCUAAGAAAACAGAUUUACGAUGCUUGUAGAAAAGUUAAAACUUGCCCUAUAUGUGGAACCCACAAUGGAAUGGUGAAGAAAGUGGGCUUAUUUCGCAUUGCUCACGACCAGUCGCAUCAGGGCAGGAAAUCGGAAGGUAUUCUCAAAGAAAGAGUGGAGGCCUUUGACUUUGCAGCAAAGUGCAACUCAGAGUUGUCUAGUCUGAUGAGCAAAAACUACGAGGUGCUCAAUCCCGUUAUUGUUCACGAACUCUUCAAAAGAAUUCAGGAGUCAGACAUCCCUCUGUUGUUGAUGAAUCCCGAGGUGAGCAGACCGGAGGAUCUGAUCAUCACAAGGCUUUUUGUCCCUCCCAUCUGCAUCAGGCCGUCUGUGGUCUCGGAUUUAAAGUCUGGCACCAAUGAAGACGACGUCACAAUGAAGCUGACGGAGAUCAUGAUGGUGAACGAGAUCAUUCAGCGGCUGCGCGCCACCGGGGCCAAGGUGCAGAUGUACAUGGAGGACUGGGACUAUGUACAGCUUCAUGUGGCGCUGCUGUACAACUCAGAGACUUCGGGGAUCCCACUCAGUAUGCAGCCAAAGAAAAAGACGCGCGGCUUUGUGCAGAGGUUAAAGGGCAAACAGGGUCGUUUCCGCGGCAACCUGUCGGGCAAGAGAGUGGACUUUUCGGGUCGCACCGUUAUAUCCCCGGACCCUAACAUGCGUAUUGAUCAGGUUGCUGUGCCCAUCCACGUUGCCAAAGUGAUGACCUACCCUGAGCGAGUAUGUCCGGCCAAUCUGGCAUUCCUGCAGAGCCUUGUCCUCAACGGCUGUGAUGUUCAUCCCGGGGCGAAUUUCAUCAAGAUCAAGUCCACUGGAGAGCGUAAGUUCCUGCGCUACGGCAAGAGGAGCCACAUCGCCAACAGUCUGCGGUACGGCGACAUUGUGGAGAGGCACAUGGUGGACGGGGACGUGGUUCUCUUCAACAGACAACCCUCGCUGCACAAGCUCAGCAUCCAGGCCUUCUACGCCAAGGUAAUGCCGAAUCGGACGUUCCGAUUUAACGAAUGUUGCUGCGGUCCGUUCAACGCUGACUUUGACGGCGACGAGAUGAACCUUCACCUGCCCCAGACGGAGGAAGCGAAGGCGGAGGCCAUUACUCUGAUGGGGUCCAAGUCAAACAUCACCACGCCGCGGAAUGGGGAGCCUCUCAUCGCUGCCAUCCAAGACUUCAUCACAGGUGCCUACCUGAUGACCCAGAAAGAUAUUUUCUUUGACCGGAGCCGAGCAUGUCAGCUCAUCUGCUCCAUGCUGGUGGGCAAAGACAAAGGCAUGAAGAUCGACCUGCCCCCUCCAGCCAUCUGGAAGCCUUGCAAGCUGUGGACGGGCAAACAGGUCUUCUCGCUGCUCAUGAGGCCCAACAAGGAGUGCCCUGUGAAGGUGAAUCUGCGGACCAAGGGCAAGAACUAUUCCCAGAACGAGGACCUGUGCAGCAACGACUCGUUCGUGGUCAUCCACAACAGCGAGAUCAUGUGCGGCUACGUGGACAAGGCCACACUGGGCUCGGGCUCCAAGAAGACCAUCUUCUACCUCAUCCUCCGCGACUACGGGGAGGAGGCGGGGGCUGACGCUCUCUCUCGCCUGGCCCGCCUCUGCCCCGCCUUUCUCUCCCACCACGGGUUUUCCAUCGGUAUCGGUGAUGUCACUCCUGGGGAAGGUUUGAUUCGGAAGAAGCAGGGGCUGCUGAAGAAAGGCUAUGACGCCUGCGACAAUUACAUUCGUGACCUUGAAGACGGCAGGCUACAGCCUCAGCCUGGCUGCACGGAGGAGGAGACGCUUGAGGCCAAGAUCCUGAAGGAGCUGUCCGUGAUCCGAGACCACGCAGGCAAAGCUUGCCUGGAAGAGCUGCACAAGACCAACAGCCCUCUCAACAUGGCCGUCUGUGGCUCCAAGGGAUCGUUCAUCAACAUCUCGCAGAUGAUCGCUUGUGUGGGCCAGCAGGCCAUCAGCGGUAAGCGCGUGCCCAACGGGUUCGAGGACCGGGCUCUGCCACACUUCCCGCGCUUCUCCAAGGACCCGGCGGCCAGAGGCUUCGUCUCCAACAGUUUCUACACGGGUCUGACUCCGACCGAGUUUUUCUUCCACACCAUGGCCGGACGUGAGGGUCUGGUGGACACAGCAGUCAAGACAGCUGAGACGGGCUACAUGCAGCGACGACUAGUCAAGUCCCUGGAGGACCUGUGUCUGCAGUACGAUGCCACUGUCCGCACGUCCAUGGGGGAGGUUGUCCAGUUUGAGUAUGGAGAAGAUGGCCUUGACCCUGCCGACAUGGAAGGCAACGAGAAGCCGGUGGACUUUAGCCGCCUCCUUAACCACAUCAAAUCCAUCAUGGCCGCAGAGUGUAGGGAUGAGCCCAGCCUGAACGGAGAGCAGACCUUGACCCAAGUGAAAGAUGUUCUGGAGACAGCGUCCUGGACGGCCGUCCACAAAAGUUUCAAGACGGAUCUCACUGAAUUCUUCUACAACACCGCCAAAAAGAUCAACGAACUGCGUCAGAGGUUCCAGGUGGAGGCUCUAGCCGAGUCCAGCCCGGUUCUGCUGCAGUUGGAGCGACUGACCACGUCCAUGGUGGGUCGGUUCAUGGAGGUCUGCCUCAACAAGUACAACCGAGCGCUCAUGGAGCCAGGAGAGGCGGUGGGGGCAGUGUGUGCCCAGUCCAUCGGGGAGCCCGGCACCCAGAUGACCUUGAAGACGUUCCACUUCGCUGGCGUGGCCAGCAUGAACAUCACGCAGGGCGUGCCGCGCAUCAAGGAGAUCAUCAACGCCAGCAAGUCCAUCUCCACGCCCAUCAUCACAGCCGAGCUGGAGGACUCAAGAGACCCUGAGUUGGCCAGACGGGUCAAAGGUCGCAUCGAGCGCACAAGUCUCGGGGAAGUGUCGGAGUACCUUGAAGAGGUCUAUCUGCCGGACGACUGUUUCAUCCUCAUCAAGCUGGACGUGGAUCGCAUCCGUCUGCUUAAACUGGAGGUGAGCGUGCACUCCAUCGCCCAGUCCAUCCUGGCGUCCAAGCUGAAGGUCCGAGCCCCGGACAUCAAGGUGCACAGCGAUGCGGUGCUGUCGGUGUCUUCCACCGCCUCGUCCAAGGUCUCCGUCUACUACCGGCUGCAGGAGCUGAAGAAGUCGCUGGGCGGCGUGACCAUCAUAGGGAUCCCGUCGGUGAACCGCGCCGUCAUCCACGAGGACCAGGGCGUCUACAAGCUGCUCAUCGAGGGGGACAACCUCGGGGGGGUGAUGGGGGCGCAGGGCGUGGACGGCUCGCGCGCGCGCUCCAACAACACGUUUGAGGUGUGGCGCACGCUGGGCAUCGAGGCGGCGCGCGUCACCAUCAUGCAGGAGAUCACGGGCACCAUGCAGGGCCACGGCAUGAGCAUCGACGCGCGGCAUACCAUGCUCCUGGCCGACCUGAUGACGUACCGCGGCGAGGUUCUGGGCAUCACGCGCUUUGGCCUGGCCAAGAUGAAGGAGUCGGUGCUCAUGUUGGCCUCGUUUGAGAAGACGGCCGAGCAUCUCUUCCAGGCGGCCUACUUCGGGCAGCGUGACGCCAUCUGUGGGGUCAGCGAGUGCAUCAUCAUGGGCAUCCCCAUGAGCCUGGGCACGGGCGUCUUCAAACUGCUGUACCGCGCCCGCCAACCACCUGUCAUCCACACCCGGCCCAUCCUCCUUGACUUCCACACUCCAGAGUUCAGCUGACCGACGGUCAUUACUCCAGAGUUAAGUUGACCGAUGGUCAUUACUUCAGAGUGAAGUUGACCGAUGGUCAUUACUCCACGCUCCAGAGUUCAGUUGACU
Molecule: messenger RNA, 4510 nt
Organism: Aplysia californica (California sea hare)
Lineage: Eukaryota; Metazoa; Mollusca; Gastropoda; Aplysiida; Aplysiidae
Product: DNA-directed RNA polymerase III subunit RPC1
Exons: 22
Coding region: 263-4411 (1382 amino acids)
Biological process (GO): DNA-templated transcription
Molecular function (GO): DNA binding; DNA-directed RNA polymerase activity
Source: RefSeq, a predicted model, not a curated record